This is a messenger RNA of Lolium perenne, 959 nucleotides long. RefSeq lists its product as uncharacterized. Gene Ontology annotation, cellular component: plasma membrane. NCBI's taxonomy places the organism in Eukaryota, Viridiplantae, Streptophyta, Magnoliopsida, Poales, Poaceae. The record is from RefSeq and is a predicted model, not a curated record. Gene Ontology annotation, molecular function: electron transfer activity.
GAACGGACGGCGACGAUGACACUCCCCACACCGUCUCCAGAGUUCCAGACUCCUGCCUGGCCCGUCCCCACUGCCGCCCCCAUGUGCCCCCCCUGCUUUAAGACCACGGCCAGCGCCACCACCUUCCUCCUCUUCCCCGCUCAGCUCGUUCCAUUUCAGCUCUCAAAGCUAGCAAGAACACACCAGCGCAGCACGCACCUGACCCGGCCGGAGGAGGAAGAGGCGAGGAGGGUGAGCGAGAGAGGGACGAUGGACCGGCGGGUGGCAGCGUCGGCCGCGGUGCUGGUGGCGCUGGCCGCGUGCGCGGCGCUGCCGGCGACGACGACGGCCAACAAGAUCUCCGUCAACUGGAUGCCCAACACCAACUACACCGUCUGGGAGCAGACCCACGGCCCGUUCUACAAGGGCGACUGGCUCGUGUUCUACUACACGUCGGGGCAGGCGGACGUGGUGGAGGUGAACGAGUCCGGGUACAACCGCUGCGACGCCUCCAACGCCAUCUACAACUACAGCAAGGGCCGCAGCUUCGCAUUCGAGCUCAACCAGACCAAGACCUACUACUUCAUCUGCAGCUUCGGCUACUGCCCCGGCGGGAUGAAGCUCGCAAUCAAGUCUCAGAAGCUGCCGCCGCCGUCCCCGCCGCCCUCGGGCCAAGACAAGUCCGCCGCGCUCGCCAGGGCCCACGCCGGGGUCGUCCUCUACGCCGCCGUCGCCGCCCUCGCCGCGCUCCUCAGGAUGGUCUAGAUGAUUGUUCGUUCGAGUUCGUCUCUUCGAUUUGGAGUUCCAUUUUCUCUAGUAGUCCUCAUCAGUUUCUAAUUUAGUUACGGCGAGUAGUGCCAUGUUCUUUGGUCGAGGUUUGAUUAGGAGAGGUGUGGAUUCGCGGAACCAAAUGGUUUGCCGCAGAUUAUAUUUAUCAAGUGUGAAGAGUGAACUGGGGAGAAGAAACUGUUUUUAAGCUA